Erinaceus europaeus (western European hedgehog) is the source of this 3010-nucleotide messenger RNA. It is a transcript of the gene LEMD2, whose product is annotated as LEM domain nuclear envelope protein 2. Gene Ontology annotation, biological process: negative regulation of BMP signaling pathway; nuclear envelope organization. The coding region runs from base 98 to 1588 and encodes 496 amino acids. NCBI's taxonomy places the organism in Eukaryota, Metazoa, Chordata, Mammalia, Eulipotyphla, Erinaceidae. The record is from RefSeq and is a predicted model, not a curated record. Gene Ontology annotation, cellular component: nuclear inner membrane. The transcript has 9 exons. Gene Ontology annotation, molecular function: chromatin DNA binding.
GGCGCGGGACCCCGCCCGCUCCGCCGCAGCCGCCGGCAGCGGGAGCAGUUCCGGGUGCGGUGCGCACCGGGGGCGGGCGGGGGGCGGCGUCCUGGCCAUGGCUGGCCUGUCGGACUUGGAGCUGCGGCGGGAGCUGCAGGCCCUGGGCUUCCAGCCAGGACCCAUCACCGACACCACUCGGGACGUCUACCGCAACAAGCUGCGCCGCCUGCGGGGCGAGACCCGGCUGCGUGGCGAGGAGCGGCUGCGGGAGGAGGCCGGACCGCGGGGCCACGGGCAGCUGCGAGAGGAGGCCCGGCUGCGGGAGGAGGCGCCGCUGCGCGCCCGGCCCGCCGCGGCCGCUACGCGGGCGGAGCCCUGGCUCUCGCCGGUGGCGUCGGGCUCGGCGUACGCGACCUCCGGGGCCUAUUGCGACCUCGGGGCCUCCUGGUCCGGGAGCCGCGGCCUCGCCUACCCUGCCCGCCCCUUGCCGUUCCGGCGCCGCGCCUCGGUACGAGGCAGCUCCGAGGAGGACGAGGACGCCCGGCCGCUCGACAAGACCGCGCCGGGCCCCGGGCCGCGUCGCUGGUGGGCCCCGUCCCCGGCGCGGCCGCCCUCCGCGGGCCUCGGCCCCGACCUGCGGCCCGGGCUGCGGGCGUCGCGAGCGGGCCCAGCGGGCGCGGCGCGGCCCCGGCCCGAGGUGGGGCGGCGGCUGGAGCGCUGCCUGUCCCGGCUCCUUCUCUGGGCCAGCCUGGGGCUGCUGCUCGUCUUCCUGGGCAUCCUCUGGGUGAAGAUGGGCAAGCCCUCGGCGCCGCAGGAGGCGGAGGACAAAAUGAAAUUAUUGCCAGUGGACUGUGAGAGGAAAACAAGUGAGUUCUGUCAGGCCAAGCAGAAGGCGGCCUUGCUGGAGCUGCUGCAUGAACUCUACAACUUCCUGGCCACUCAAGCUGGUAAUUUUGAAUGUGGAAAUCCAGAGAAGCUAAAAAGCAAAUGCAUUCCUGUAAUGGAAGCCCAGGAAUAUAUAGCAAAUGUGACCGGCAGCUCCUCCACCAGGUUUGAAUCUGCACUGACCUGGAUCCUGAGCAGUAACAAGGAUGUAGGCAUCUGGUUGAAAGGAGAAGACCCAUCAGAAUUGGUGACAACUGUGGACAAGAUUGUCUGUCUGGAAUCUGCCCGCCCACGCAUGGGUGUUGGCUGUCGCCUGAGCCGUGCCCUGCUCACUGCAGUCACCCAUGUACUCAUCUUCUUCUGGUGCUUGGCUUUUCUGUGGGGGCUCCUAAUCCUCCUGAAAUAUCGGUGGCGGAAGCUAGAAGAAGAGGAGCAGGCCAUGUAUGAGAUGGUGAAGAAGAUCAUAGACGUGGUCCAGGACCAUUAUGUGGACUGGGAACAGGAUAUGGAGCGUUACCCGUAUGUGGGCAUUCUGCAUGUGCGCGACACCCUGAUCCCUCCACAGAGCCGGAGGCGCAUGAAGCGAGUCUGGGACCGGGCAGUGGAAUUCCUGGCCUCCAAUGAAUCCCGGAUCCAGACAGAGUCCCACCGCGUGGCCGGGGAAGAUAUGCUGGUGUGGAGAUGGACUAAGCCCUCGUCCUUCUCUGACUCAGAGCGAUAAGUCCCUAGUGGGGACCUGUUCCCAGUCUGCUCCAGGGACAUGAGAGGACCACCAACCUGCCGGUGCUGAAUUCACACUUGCCUUGAUUUUCACCAUCCUCCUACCCUGGUUCCAGAGUCUCUGUAAGACUCCCCAGAGAUUAGCACAGUAGGAAAAUGUGGGAUUCCUGGAAGGGCAGAGGGGAGAAGCCAUGGGUCAGGUGGUAGCUUGUCCUAUGUUGGUCUGACCCUCUCCGCCUGUUUUUCCAGCAGGAAAAGGGAGACGGUUUGUUUUUCAUGAGUAGAAAAGAUAAAAGCACAACAACUGUGAGAACCUGCAGAGCAAGUGUGAGGUUGGGUGGGCAGUAGCUGGUCUUCCGCGGUGAGCACUGGACAGUGAGGUGGCUCCAUACCUGUGGAAGGCAGGUCGGGGUGGCGGGGGAGGGCAGCAGGGUUAGGGAUACAGCUUGUCCAUGUGCCUUCAGAGGGUGUUACUUGGGAGUUCAAGGGUGAAGGGAGAAAGCCUGUCCUCAAGCUGGAAUUGGGCUUCUUCAGGGGGAAGAUUCUAAGUAACAAGUACUAUAAGAACAAGUACUAUAAGAGAACUAUCUAGAGACACCAGGCCCAGAUCCCUGAGGCCCUGGGUACAGUUGGAGUGGGCUACUGAUAUGACCUUGGCAAGGGACCUGGAGUAGGCACAGGGCCUGAGAACAAGAGGGGCCAGGACUGCCACCAUCUCCAUGGCCCCACCCAAGGUGACCUCUUGAGCAGCACUUCUCAGAAUAGCCACCGUCAUAGCCAGACCUACUGCCGUGGCGCUGCACUGGGCCAAUACCAGGACCUCAGAUGUCGUGCUCCUCCUGCGAGCAAAGAUCCCUGCCUUGUUCAUGGCAGCCACAGCCUCCUCGUCAGGGCUGCUGAGCCAGAGCUCCCAGCACAGCUUUGGUUUCUGUGCCUGGGAUGAGGCGUGGUGACUGCCCCCCAGCCCCCUCCUGGCCACCGGGGAGCAUACUCAGCCUCGCAGACCACUGACCCCACCAGCUCACCAGACCGUACGGCCUGAGUGUCUCCAAAACCAACUGGCAGGGGCCUUACUAGCUAAGUGCAAGCAGCCACUCCAGCAGAGCCUCACCCCGUAUGCUCUUGUCCACAGCAACAGAGGACCAGAGGAGGCUUACAGUUGCUUCCAGAAGGCUUCAUGCAUCUCUUUCGGCUCUAUUGGUAUUUUUCUGUUUCCUUAAUAAAGCUCCAGUCUCCCUCAUUUGAGCAAUACUCUCUCAUUUCCUCUGAUGUCUGGAUAAUCAGAGGGGCUGGAAUUCGAGCACCCCCCAUGGCAAAGAAGCAAUCUUGUAAUCAGGCUCCAACCAGAAGAAUAAGAAAACACUAGCAGGCUUCAGUAUCAGGGUUGAAACUGCUGGAUAAAUAAACUGCUAUUAAAAAUGAA